Molecule: messenger RNA, 4989 nt
Organism: Gryllus bimaculatus (two-spotted cricket)
Lineage: Eukaryota; Metazoa; Arthropoda; Insecta; Orthoptera; Gryllidae
Source: the annotation of a GenBank genome assembly
AUGCGGCCAUUACAAAGUAUUAGAGAGAUCGGAAAUAUGGCCAAGAAACUUAAUCAGCAACCUGCACUUCACAAAGUGAUAAUGGUUGGAAGCGGAGGUGUUGGAAAAUCAGCACUGACAUUACAAUUCAUGUACGAUGAGUUUGUGGAAGAUUAUGAACCCACCAAAGCUGAUUCCUACCGAAAGAAAGUAGUGUUGGAUGGUGAAGAAGUACAAAUUGACAUACUAGACACUGCUGGUCAGGAAGAUUAUGCAGCCAUCCGAGACAAUUAUUUUCGAAGCGGUGAAGGAUUUUUGUGUGUCUUUUCAAUAACUGAAGAUGAUAGCUUUCAGGCAACACAAGAAUUCAGAGAACAGAUCCUGCGGGUGAAAAAUGAUGAAAAUAUUCCGUUUUUGUUGGUUGGAAACAAAAGUGAUUUGGAUGAGAAACGCAAAGUUACUCUUGCUGAGGCAAAUAGUAGAGCACAACAGUGGAAUGUUCCUUAUGUGGAAACUUCUGCAAAAACUCGAGAGAAUGUUGACAAGGUGUUUUACGACCUGAUGAGGGAGAUUCGAUCUCGCAAGAUGGAGGAUAACAAAACGAACAACGGCCGGGGAAGGGACAAGAGCAAGAGGAAGAAACUGAAGUGUGUCAUUCUCUAGGUCGGGUCUUAUUUUUGUGCAUACCUGCUUUUCUUAAGCAGGGUUCCUAGAUCCCUCUUCCAAUUAAAAUUAGUGUCAUUAAACUUUUGCCGUUCUUUUGAGCAGUGGUGCUCUGCCGUGUUCUUAGGAUAUGGUGUUUGUAUUUUUAAGCCCUUUGCUUAUAUAUGAGGAGUUUUUUUGACCUUACUGCCAGAGACUAUUCAAUAGAAGGGAGGUGACAUAAAAAACAUCAUAAUGUUUAUAUUUUUUUAAUAAGACUAAUUGGAAUUUGGGUUUUGUUACAAAGCUGCUGAAUUGCCUACUAUAUUUUUAUUUCCAUAAUUUCUUCUCGUAAUUAUGAAAUCAUGGGAAGUGUAGAUGGUGUGUUUCAGACUUGAAAGAAAUGUAUAAUCUUAAGAGAAUAUCAACUUCAGAAAUAAUUAUGGUUUCUAGCAUGAAACACUAAUUGCCAAUUGAUAUCAGGGAUAUAUUUAUAAGCUUCUAGGGGCACCACUGCUAAAGUAACUCAAACCUCGUGUGAAGUACUCACUGUUUUGCACUGAGAGCUUCACACUAUGCUUGAAAAGAACUUUGACUGUUUUGGGUCAUGGAACCCUGCUGCUUUGUAUGGUGUGAUGAACAAUCUGCAUGGAAUAACCAGUAAAAUGUGUUUGAGGUCAAUUUGCAGGACUGCACUCCUUAAAAUAGUAACAGUAUGUUGUGCAGGAUGUACAUUUAUGUUGUGUCUACAGGGAAUGGUUUCUAUGUGUGACCAAGUUACCUGUUUUAGUUUUUGUUGCAAUUGUUGCUUUGCAUAUUAACUACUAAUGUGUCAUUUAAACAUUUUUUGGGCUUGCUUUUUCCUUUCAGUUACUAACUUUUUCUGAGAAAAUUGGUUUUUGGUGCUGCGUGCUGCUUCUGCAUUUUAAUUUCAACCAAUUGACUUGAUUUGAAUUGGCUAUGAUGUUAUUAUGGGUACAAAACUUCGAUAUUAUUGUGAGAAUAUUCCUCUAAGAAAUUUCAGUAUUAGUGAACAUUACUGUUUCAUACAUUUUAUAAUUUUUAUUCUAAAAUAUUUGUAGGAUUUAUAUUAUUGCCAUUUAUACAAUGCUUGUUUUUAAGCACAUUGUAAAAGAAAGUAAAUGCUCUUGCAACUGUUGAGUAUGGGUCUCUGUGAAAUAUUGAAUUAUUUGUGGCACCAAAAAUUUCCAUUCCAUUUGCAUCUGAUUGAGCUUUUCAAGUAAGCUUUAUAAUAAGAUAAUGUCACGCAAGAUAAGUGGGGUAUUAAGAGUAUUGCAAAGAUACACAUUACAAAUGAUUUUGAAUCAUAGUUCGUGAAUACUUCAUUUUAACAAAUUUAAAAAAUUCUGUUUUUGAUAUUGCAUUUCCAAUUUUUGUUUUCUCUCUCUUGUUUUAACGCAUAAAUUAAUUUUUCCUUUUACAGAAUAAUUUUGUUGCAUGUUCAUGACAAAUUUUCUUUUUUUUACAUAUUUAUUGUAUAACUAAUUUUCCUUCAAUAUGUUUAAAUUAAAUUUAUAAUAUAUUCCAAAUAAUCAUUAGGGAGGGUCUACACAGGAUAAUGGAGAUAAAGAUGUCAUAAUUUCCUGGUGUCUGUACAGUUCUGCAUGCCUUCGAUAUGUUACUCUCAUUGUGUAUUGAAAUAUGGAUUGAUAUUUGCCAUAAUUCUUUUCACUGUGAGUGAAAUUAAAAAUGUCAUAAUAUGUUAUUUAUUUUGACCAUAUUAUUGGCAGAAAUUUGUGUAAAAAAAAAAAAAAUGUUAUAAAAUUUUGACUCUUGCCUUAAAUUCAUUUUGAAAUGUAGUGGAAUUGAAACAUUAGUAUUAUUAUAUUUGCUCAGAAGGAUUGCUUCAAGCAAUUAUCAGUGCACAAAGAUGUAAUUCUAAUUACUUAAUCUAAGAAUGAAAUCUCAUUUAUUGUGCUUCCCAUUGAUGGGUUGAAUCAAAAAUUGAUACAAAGAGAGAUAGUAUUGUCAUAUUUUUUAAUUCAUGAAAAAGAUGUAUAGAUUAGUGCAAAAUGAAUUUUUUAUACUUAUCAAUUUUUCACAGUGAAUGUAAUUGUAAAAUGAUGUUAGCCACAUCAUGUUAAGUUGCAAGAGAUGCAAUACAUAUUCUGUUUAUUUGCUCGUGUGAAAGAUUUUACCUUGAAAAUUUCCUCCUAAACACAAAGAAAGGUGUCAUUAUUAACCCUGAUAUGCCAAUUGUUCUUUUAGUUUGACAAUAUUUAGCACUUUGAGUUUCACUCCUAGUUAAUUAAUCAGUCGUCUUUGAGGUAGUGUUCUAAUUGACUUCUUUUUCAGAAUUAGAUGAACUAAUAAUUUGAAUACAAGACAAGCUAAGAUAGUAAGGAGGGGAAAAAUCAUUGUUUAGUUUUGCUUUUGAAUUUCUCACAUCAUUUUCACUGUAUUGUAGUUUUCAAAGCUUAUCUCUUUUCAAUCCAAAAUUGUUUUAAUAACUUAAGUCAAAUAGUCAGUUAAAGAUGUGAAAAUCAUGUCUUGUGACUAAAAUAAACAUCAAUGAUUGGAAUGUUAUUGAGAUUAAUUAGUAAGAAUUCUUUUAAAGCAUUGAAAAUAAAGGUAUAGCAACAUUUGUUACACAGUUCUCACAAUGACAUGAAUUAUUUUUUGUGGCUGAAAGCAAUGACAAGAAAAUAGACAAUCUGUUUGAUAUAUAGAUGUGCUCAUAAUGUUCUACAAAUGGUACACAUCAUUCAGGGGAAUGAGGAUGUUACAUCUAGAAACGAAUCAUGAUUGGCAACAACUGCAGAAGCUGAAGUACAGUGGAGUCUAAAUAAUUUUACUUUGGAUAAUUCGAAAAAAAAAACUGUUCUUGAAAUCAUUAUUUAGAUCAAGGUUAAAAGUAAAUAAUUCAAAUUUACGGAAAUAAUUAUGCGUGAAUAAUUCAAAAGAUUUUAUUGCACUAAGAAUUCAAAGAGAAAAUUCUUUGUUUUUUCUUGAAAUGUUCCAAAUUGUUACUGAACAAAUUAUUACAAGAAUGCGAAGCUUGCUUGAUGGGGAGGGGUGGUGGUAGUGAUAAUGUUUCAAAUGAUAUUGUGAACAUAAAUUUUAAGGAUAUUUGUAAUCCUAAUUUAAAGAACAGAGUGGAUUGCAUUUAAGUUCAAGUAAAACUUGAUGUACUUUAAGAAGUGGUUCCAGGAAUUUAUCACUAAUAGAACUAUCUGUUUCCUUGCGAUAAUUUAUUAAUUAAGCAACUGUUUUCUACUACUACGGAACAAGAAAUCACUAUUACGAAUAUCAAUAUAGUAUAACUCUUAUAACUUAUUCUUCUGUCCUGCCUUCCCCCGCACCUGCGCCAUCACAUCCACCCACUCGCACUCCUGAUCUUGCUCUACCUUACGAAGUUCAUACCUUGCCUUAUUGUCGGUGCUCACCUGGCCCCCCACACCAUACAGCCGUGUUUGCCUACAAAUUAUUGUUGCUGAUAAUUGUUGCUGUGGGUAGCAGUAAACAUGCAUUGUUAACGUAUUCAUGGCAAACUAGUCAGUAAUAAUUGUGACAUAUAAUUACUCAAACAUAACUGCAUUAUUUAGAUGAAUCAAAUGUUAUUUAGAAGAAAAUUUUAUGGGCUUUAAAAAAUGUUUAAUUACUUUAAGUGGUAUUUAUUAGUGAAAUUUGCUCAGCCACAUCGAAAUCAGUUCAUCUAUUCCUGAACUUUCCCUGGACAAACAGACAGACAGCCAAAAAUUGUAAAAAUAAUAUAAUUAGGAUGAAUAACAACUUCAGAACUAAAUUACCUACUUUUCUCAUUCAUAAUAGGAUGAAAUUGUGCUUUAUGAAUUUGUCCGCGUGUCAAUUCUCCUUUUAGAAGGAUACCUAUUGAUUGCUAAAUAACUUAUAUCCAAAUCAUUUUCAAACCUCAUAUUUAUUAAGCAUUACUGAAGUGUAAAAGUAACUCAAAAUUAAAAGAAAUAUUUUAGGUGUAUCUGGGUUAAUGUGACAUUGUUAGUUUUUGAUAAUUUCUACCAUGUUUAUUAUGCAUGUGCAGGAAUACUUUCUUUUACUACAAUAAUACAGCAUUUCUGCAACUUAUUUCAGUACAUGCAGUACAUAUUUCAGUACAUAUGUACGUGUAUUCAUACUGACUAUUUGUGUGUAAAUUAAGUUAAAUAAAUUGGAGUUUCUUAGUUUCAGUUGUCUUUAAUGGUUGCUAAAAAACAACAAAUGGAUCUAUUUUUAACUUAUGGUACAUUUAUAAUUCCAAAAGCCAACAUAAAUAUUAAACAGAAGAGAUAGUUAAAAUGUCUGAUGUUAUUAUUUUCACAGGUCUUCUAUGAUUUGAUGCGAAAAAUCACAGCUCUGAAAGCAACGGAAAAAAAUGUGAAUGAGCGGAAU